Molecule: messenger RNA, 3891 nt
Organism: Oncorhynchus keta (chum salmon)
Lineage: Eukaryota; Metazoa; Chordata; Actinopteri; Salmoniformes; Salmonidae
Exons: 11
Coding region: 412-3891 (1159 amino acids)
Biological process (GO): extracellular matrix organization; collagen catabolic process; proteolysis
Cellular component (GO): extracellular matrix
Molecular function (GO): zinc ion binding; metalloendopeptidase activity
Source: RefSeq, a predicted model, not a curated record
GUUUUCCUGCCCUUUUACUGUCGGAGAUGAAAAGCCAACGGUUAAGACCGCUCCGUAUCCAUUAGUAACCAGUAUCCAUUAGUAACCAGUAUCCAUUAGUAACCAGGGAAGCGUUAGUCACACCUUUGGCCGACAUUUUAAUUUAGCAGCCGCUUUAGAGGUGUUUGUUUACCUUUCGCAGCUGAGUGCGCAUUGCGAGUCAUAGGCCAUCUCUAUAGGUCUACUUUAUUGAAGUGUCGAUACUCUGUAAAACUUCAAAGUGUGUCACGUUUUAAAGGGCGUGACUUUUGAAAAGAGCCUUUUACAUUUUGGUUGAGGACAUGAUUCGCUCUUCAGUGGGUCAUUAUCUCUCUCUCUCUCUUCCCCUCGUCAAAACUGACCCGUGUCAAAGACACACCGCAACAAACCACGAUGCUGAUUUUACUCCAGCUGAUAAAUGUAUUGUUGUUGACCAGCAUUGGCUCCACCGAUGCAGAGAAACUCUUCCACAGUCGGGAUCAUUCCGACCUACAGAUCCCCUCCUCUCACCAGGCUGAGCUCAUAACAGACCAGGAUACUGCAGAGCUAUUUCUCUCAAGGUACGGCUUCAUAAGACCGGUGAACUGGGAGGAGCUCCAGUUUGACCAAUCAACAGGCAUUUCUAACGAUGAAGACUUUCCCGAGGAGGAAGACCUAUCUGGGAUACAGGAGGGAGACUCAUCGAUGUCACGUGCAGAGACUGAUGAUGAUGAUGAUGAUGACGAAGACUCUCCAAAUCCCACUGAAAGCCAAGCCUUCAUCUCAGCUCUCAGAGACUUCCAGAUGGUGUCCGGCCUGUCUGUCACAGGGCUGUUUGACGACGCCACCAAGGCUGCCAUGAACAAGCCACGGUGUGGGGUCCCGGAUAAGGAGACGGAUGAUGCUACUGAGGAAGUACACGACUCCACCAGCUCAGCACUUGGUAUCAACACCGUCACCUGGCUAACUAAGAACACGGACACCUCAGAAUACACUAACAAAACAUUCAGUGGUGUUUUAAAUGGCUCUGCGACUGAUUACCCAGCGGACAAUAACAUAUUCACUGACCUUUCUAAUGGCACUGAUGGAAAAUAUACAGAGGUUGACAAUUCAUUCAGUGACAUUUUUAAUAGCACUGUUAGUACCUACAAAGGUGAUAUAUCUGCCAGGAGCACAACAGAAUACUACGACCCAGUCGGUGAUACUCUCAAUGAUUCUGCUAUAAACAACACAGAGAAUAGCAGCAAAACACACAGUCACACAGUGAACGAUCCUACCACUGCUAAUGACAGACCUCAUCAGAGCCCUCCUCCUCCCACUGCUACUGACAGACCUCAUCAGAGCCCUCCUCCUACCACUGCUACUGACAGACCUCAUCAGAGCCCUCGUCCUACCACUGCUACUGACAGACCUCAUCAGCAUCAGAGCCCUCCUCCUACCACUGCUACUGACAGACCUCAUCAUCGUCAGAGCCCUCCUCCUACCACUGCUACUGACAGACCUCAUCAGAGCCCUCGUCCUACCACUGCUACUGACAGACCUCAUCAGCAUCAGAGCCCUCCUCCUACCACUGCUACUGACAGACCUCAUCAGAGCCCUCCUCCUACCACUGCUACUGACAGACCUCAUCAGAGCCCUCCUCCUACCACUGCUACUGACAGACCUCAUCAGAGCCCUCCUCCUCCCACUGCUACUGACAGACCUCAUCAGAGCCCUCGUCCUACCACUGCUACUGACAGACCUCAUCAGCAUCAGAGCCCUCCUCCUACCACUGCUACUGACAGACCUCAUCAGAGCCCUCCUCCUACCACUGCUACUGACAGACCUCAUCAGAGCCCUCUUCCUCCCACUGCUACUGACAGACCUCAUCAGAGCCCUCCUCCUCCCACUGCUACUGACAGACCUCAUCAGAGCCCUCCUCCUACCACUGCUACUGACAGACCUCAUCAGAGCCCUCCUCCUACCACUGCUACUGACAGACCUCAUCAGAGCCCUCCUCCUACCACUGCUACUGACAGACCUCAUCAGAGCCCUCCUCCUACCACUGCUACUGACAGACCUCAUCAGAGCCCUCUUCCUCCCACUGCUACUGACAGACCUCAUCAGAGCCCUCCUCCUCCCACUGCUACUGACAGACCUCAUCAGAGCCCUCCUCCUACCACUGCUACUGACAGACCUCAUCAGAGCCCUCCUCCUUCCACUGCUACUGACAGACCUCAUCAACGUCAGAGCCCUCCUCCUACCACUGGUACUGACAGACCUCAUCAGAGCCCUCCUCCUACCACUGCUACUGACAGACCUCAUCAGAGCCCUCCUCCUACCACUGCUACUGACAGACCUCAUUGGAGCCGCACUCCUACCACUGCUACUGACAGACCUCAUCAGAGGCCUCCUCCUACCACUGCUACUGAAAGACCUCAUCAGAGGCCUCCUCCUUCCACUGCUACUGACAGACCUCAUCAGAGCCCUCCUCCUACCACUGGUACUGACAGACCUCAUCUGAGCCCUCCUCCUACCACUGCUACUGACAGACCUCAUCAGAGCCCUCCUCCUACCACUGGUACUGACAGACCUCAUCAGAGCCCUCCUCCUACCACUGGAACUGACAGACCUCAUCAGAGCCAUCAUCCUACCACUGGUACUGACAGACCUCAUCAGAGCCCUCCUCCUACCACUGCUACUGACAGACAUCAGAACCGCGUGGCCUCACUGCUGUCCAAGCGGAGACAGAAGAGACAUGUUGGGAGACGUGCAUGGGGAAACAUGGCAUUCUCCAAAAUGGUGCUGAAGUGGAGGCUGAUAGGAGAGGGCUACAGCAGUCAGCUGACCAUACAGGACCAGAGACACAUCAUCAGCCUGGCCUUCAGGAUGUGGAGCGAAAUAUCUCCCCUGGAGUUUAUAGAGGACACAUCCUCUCCCUGGCGGAUGAGACACUUGGGAUGCAACCAGAAGUUUGAUGGUACUGGACGAGAGUUUGCUCACGCCUGGUUCCUGGGAGACAUUCACUUCGAUGACGAUGAACAUUUUACUGCACCAAACACUGGCAGUGGGAUCAGCCUGCUCAAAGGGGCUGUAAGGUUCAACAGUCUGGUCUGUUUCCCUCUAGGGGGCUGUAAGGGUCAGUUCAACACAGUGUUUGACUGGAUCAGGAAGGAGAGAACCCAGUACGGUGAGGUGGUGAUUCGUUUCAACACCUACUUCAUGAGGGACGGCUGGUACUGGCUCUAUGAGAACAGGACCAACCGGACCCGCUAUGGUGACCCGGUGGCUCUUCAGGUGGGCUGGCACGGCAUACCCACCGACGGGGUAGACGCAUGUGUUCACGUGUGGAACAGGAACACUGAUGCUGUCUACUUCUUUAAAGGCACCCAGUACUGGAGGUAUGAUGAUGACAAUGACCAGGUGUUUACAGUGGACCCUGAGGGACACCUCUCUAGACUCAUCUCUGAGGGGUUCCCAGGGGUGCCCAGUCCUAUAGACACAGCCUUCUAUGACAGGAGGGACUACUCUACUUCUUCAAGGGUGUAUGUGUUUGACGUGACAGCCAACCGCGUGUCCCCAGGCUUCCCCAGGAAGAUCACCGCUGUGUUCCCAGCAGUAGUGUCUGGGGAUCACCCGGACGGAUACGCAGUUCUGGAGGGUGGUGGGGGAGCAGAGACCGCUGGAGGAAACCGGCGCUGCCACGCAACGGCCCGCUGCCACGCAAGUGGCCUGCUGCCACGCAACGGCCCGCUGCCACGCAACGGCCUGCUGCCACACAGGAAGGUGGAGGAACAGUGGUUUGACAUUUGUAACGUUCACCCCUCGACCCUGAAAUGGCCCGUCGAUGAGAGGGGGGCUAUGAGGAUUCUGUGUAACGUUCAUCCCUCGGCCCUGAAAGUGGCCCGUCGAUGA